Phycodurus eques (leafy seadragon) is the source of this 4650-nucleotide messenger RNA. RefSeq names its product tropomodulin 1 (gene tmod1). Gene Ontology annotation, cellular component: myofibril; striated muscle thin filament. Gene Ontology annotation, biological process: pointed-end actin filament capping; myofibril assembly; muscle contraction. Lineage: Eukaryota; Metazoa; Chordata; Actinopteri; Syngnathiformes; Syngnathidae. The record is from RefSeq and is a predicted model, not a curated record. Gene Ontology annotation, molecular function: tropomyosin binding. The coding region runs from base 98 to 1642 and encodes 514 amino acids. The transcript is spliced from 13 exons.
UCUGGUCUGUGUUCCAAUAGUAUCCCCAAUCCUAUACUAUUGAGUGGGGGUGGCUUAUAGUGGGAGGAGGUCCUCUCCGCUUUGCCCUUUGCGGGAGAUGACUUUGAGCCUCCUCAAACCGCCGAAAGAAACCUGGUGUCGGGGGAGGCACCUUUGUGAGUUCGCUGCAUUGUGCACCAAUUCCCGGCGUUGUUGCGUCGCGGGGCAUGGACGCUGUCGUGUCGAGGGAGCUUGUGUUCGAUCCCCGCUUCGUGUAAAAGCCGAGCGGCAGCCUGCGACGCCUGUUCACGCCGCUCUGAGGGAACCAUAUCUGGUCAAAGUAUUCGGUGCUGCUGUCACCCAGCCGGACCGUCCGGCUAUAAAUAGCGCUGGUGGAGGUCAAUACAGUCUUGAGCUGCGGCAAAAGCUAUUAUUCUUCAGCCUUUACAACAGAUGUGAAGUUGUCCCAGCUGCUCAUCGGACAUAUUGUAUUUCUCAUUCGGAAGCCUUUACAAAGGUGUGUGGCAUCAUGUCGGUGUUGAGGAAGGAGAUGGAGAAGUACAGGGACAUCGACGAGGAUGAGCUGCUCAUGAAGCUCUCAGAGGAAGAGCUGCAGCGGUUAGAGGAUGAACUGGUGGAGCUGGACCCUGAUAAUGCACUGUUGCCUGCGGGGAUGCGUCAGAAGGACCAGACCAAGAAAGCGCCGACAGGAACGUUCCAGAGAGACGACCUGCUGGCCCACCUGGAGAAACAAGCCAAAGAACAUCCAGACAGAGAAGACCUGGUGCCCUUCACUGGGGAAAAGAGAGGGAAGGCCUGGGUACCUAAAAAGAUGGUGGACCCCAUUAUGGAGAAUGUGACCCUGGAGCCUGAGCUUGAAGAAGCGCUUGCCAGUGCGACUGAUGCUGAACUUUGUGAUAUAGCAGCCAUCCUGGGGAUGCACACCCUAAUGAGUAACCAGCAGUACUAUGAAGCACUGGCAAGCAGCACCAUAGUCAACAAGCAAGGCCUUAACAGUGUGAUCCAGUCCACCCAGUACAAACCAGUUCCCGAUGAGGAGCCAAACUCGACUGAUGUGGAGGACACUCUCAUAAGAAUGAAAAGGAAUGAUCCUGACCUUGUGGAGGUCAACCUCAACAACAUCAAGAAUAUUCCCAUCCCGACUUUAAAGGCGUAUGCUCAGGCUCUGAUAGAGAACACCGUGGUGGAGAGGUUCAGUAUCGUUGGAACCAGAAGCAAUGACCCUGUAGCGUUUGCCCUGGCGGAGAUGCUCAAGGUUAACACCACAUUGAAAAGCCUGAACGUUGAGUCAAACUUCAUAACAGGGACUGGAAUCUUAGCCCUCAUUGAGUCACUGCAGUACAACACGACACUAUUGGAGCUCAAGAUUGACAAUCAGAGCCAGCCAUUAGGCAAUAAGGUGGAGAUGGAGAUAGCCAGCAUGUUGGAGAAAAACACCACUUUGCUGAAGUUUGGCUACCAUUUCACCCAGCAGGGCCCACGCCUCCGAGGCUCCAACGCCAUGAUGAACAACAAUGACCUUGCUCGGGUUGUCAGGUCAGAAUCCGAUGGCUCCUUUACCCUCACUUUGUCUGUCCCCGAGCUGGAGCGGGCCUUUGGAAAAAAGUUCAAGUCAAAGACUAAUGAGAAAAAGAAGGCUUGAAGGAGGACCCAUCCUCCCAAAGUGUCGGACAAAUGUGUAGGACCCACUCUCCCCCUCCCCACAUCCCUCAGCCUCCUGUUUUUGCGUUCCGCACACCCUCUUUUAAAAGUCCACCUCGUCCCCUUGUGACCCCCAGUUGACCUCAAAGGGUCCAACAGCCUCUCCGGAUGACUUUGCACAUCAUCUCUGACAUGCAAGUGCAAUUCAGGGUUCAGAGACAACUCUUUAUGGACUUUUUUUCCAGUGUCCACUAAAACAUCCAGUGCAUGCAAAAAGGAGAGAUAAUUGAUCAUUGAAUGUUUAUAUGCUGGGAUUUUUGAAUUGUGCAAACAAACCAUACAGUGCUGCCAUCUAGAGUCUUUUAAUAGCAACUGUAGUGCCUUGACUUCUUGGACCGUCUCCGAAUGAUAGCUUUUGAAACAGCCUCUUUUGGCAAUCCCUAUUUAUACUGUUGUGUUGAAUUUAUUUUAAUUAUUAUUAUUAUUCAUGUGUUGUAAAUGACUUGUUUGGACAUUGCCACCCAUGCGUUAAUCUGCAUUACCACGGUAGUUAGUUCCCAGCAACAAUAGUCAAAUACUCAAAACAAAAGCAAUGGCAUAUAGCGUAUGAGUGAAAUAGUCCAUGUUCAUCUGGUCGUGAAUAACUAAUUUGAAUUUUAUUUUAUUUUAUUGAUAAACUUUAACAAGCUGAAAUGUUAGGGACUUUACUGUCAGACUACACUAUACAGUGGAACCUCCAAAGUAGAACAUCCCAACGGUGGUAUAAUUUGAAGUUCAGACAAAAUAUUUGAGGAAAUUUGCUAAAAUAAAGCCGACACAUCCCAGUUUGAGUUCAUGCCUCACAGUUGAGACAUGCUUGGUUUGAAUAUGAAUCUGGUUGUCUGUCUAUAAAUACUGUAGGAUCCUGUUAUUGACUGGCGACCGGUCUGGGGUGUACCCCACCCACCUCUCACCCAAAGUCACCUGUGAUAGGCUCCAGUUCAACCAUAAUCCUGGACAGGAUAAAAUGUCAAAGUCAGACAAAACAUAAAACUAGUGUGAUUUCACUCGAGAUUUCAGCGUAGUACGCAUCUAUAGGAAUUACUCCAGUCCAAAUGUGUUUUUUUUUUUUCUUCUUCUUUGGUUUUUUUUUUUUUUUUUUUUUGGUUACCAGUGAUGGCAAAGAGGAAAAGUGUAAUGAUAAUUAUAGAAUUGGAAAUUUAACUUCGUGUGUCUUUUUGCUCAGUACAGUAUCAGAUUAAAUUUAAAUAUCACUUACAUAUAUUCAAUUCAGUUUACUAAUAAGAUUUUAAAGUGGUGCUGCAAUAGCCAUAAUGGCUAAUAACGAACAUGAACAUGAAUGGCACAUUCUUGUUGAAAAUCUUUUUUUUUUUUCUACUUCACAACCAACCACGUUGACUGUCAGUUACUUACAGAUGAAACAAACACAAAGGUUAAGAUGUGUUCUUAUGCUGCCUGUUGACAGACAAACACACAACACAUUUUAAUUCCAGCAAUACUGAGAAAACAUGGCUAGUUGUCAAUAUCCCAAUGUAAACACCUUCCUGUACCCUCUCAAUUUUGUGCCUGCCAGGUGUCUUCAAAGGGUGAGUAGUUUGACUCUAGUUUUUUCAUUCAGUGUUCAGUUUCUCGCUGUACUUGUUAAUCUUAACGUGUUACCCUAUCUGGUUCAUAAAAGUUUUAUGGUGAUGACAAUUUGAGCCAGGAACAAAUUGGCAGUGCUUAUUUCAUUUGUUUUUGGGGGGGAAAAAAAGUUCUAAAAUUAGAGCAACAAGUCAACAAGUGUCACAGAAUGGAUGGCUUUUCACUUUGGAGGUUCAAUUGUGUUUAUUAAAACAUUGAUCAUGUCAAAAACCACCUGAGUAGCUUUCGCUUCAAUUGAUUUGUGGAUGACGUACAAAAUAUUAACAAGUGGGCUGAAAAAAAGUAAUUUGAUCAUCUAUAUCGGUUGCACUUGAUUGAAAUGUGGUAAACUGAUGCAAUUUUCCUCUCUUCUCCUUGGAAAAAGUACAAUGUGCAUCUGUUUAACACAUUUCAAUCAUGUGCAACCGAUGUACGUUUGAAUUAUGUUUGAAUUACUUUUUUUUCCAUGUGUGUGUAUAUUACAUGGUAACAUUAUCCACAUUAAAACCUUCAAGCUGGGAGUUCUACCAAACAUAUAUGACAGUGUUGUUGUUGUUGUUUUGAAUGCAGCACAGACUUGCCUAUACUUCCAUCCAGGUCCUGUUUGUUGUUUCUUAAAGAAGUUUAAACAUGAGGUUUAAAAUGAGAUGCCUGGCAGAUGAUCACAGGUGCACAUAAACUUCUAAAAUCAAGUUUGGAAUGUUUCACAAAUUUGGCCAUAGCACAAAACAAACAUGACAUUCUGAUCAGGCAGAUGCAUUUAAUUGAGGUAAAGUUUAAAUAGAUGACGUUCAAACCAGCUUUGAAGCAGAUGUAGAUGAGGAUUUAAUUGGACUAUUUAGACAUUUAAGUGUGUCAUUGCACUGAUCCUGGUUUGAUCUUGUAAUGUUCUUUUCAGGGAACAUUGUCUUUGAUUACAAACUAGAUAGCAGCAGCACUCCAUACAGUGCUGAGCAUUUGCAUCAGGCUGGAGAGGGAAGGGUCAGGGACAAAUAGCUUGCUUGCUGAAAUUAAAAUUAAAUAUUUAUUUCGAAUUGAAGGAUUGGGAGAAAUGGGCAGCUGAUGUAAUUUAAAACAAAUGUUAAUUAUGGGUGUAAACAUUUGUAAUUGAGUGACCCUUGCGGCCUUGUGUGUCCACUUGUCUCCAUUUUAUUUAGAUUAUUGUUUGAUUCUGAGUUUGCGUUAGCUAGUUCACAUGUUGGUGUGGAUGGUGGUUUUUGAAAUAAAUGAAAAAUUAAAAAAAAUUAAUAAAAUGAGCACCGUGUUUUUAUUUGGUUGGCUAGCACUCAUAAUGCAGCGCAUGUCAAAUCAUUUGACAGUGAAACAGUGACAUCGUGUGGCAAUAUUCAUUAAUUUCAUCUCCAUGCAGAAUCAAUACAGUACGAU